UAAACGCUAGCGUACGAAAUAAUGUCCCUGUACAUUACAUAAUCUUCAAUUCAUGACGGUUAUAAACAAUACUUCCUUUUAGUUUUGUAAAAGAAGGAAAAUAAACAAUAAACACAGAAAUUAAAGUUGCCGGAAUCCAAAGAUCUGGAAAAUAAUCGGAAUUAGACUGUGAAAAUUUUAAAGUUCAUGUUCUAAGGCGUACACAAUCGUAAUGUUAAGAAGUGUUCGUUUCAAGAAUUUCGUUCACUUCAAAGAAGAACAGUUUCUGGACUUUCAGGGUGCCGGUCCUUUCAUUUUCAUCGGCGAAAAUGGCGCAGGAAAGAGUUCUGUUUUGGAGGGAAUACGACGGUGCUUAAAGACAGAGUUAAGUACUUCAGUCUCGUCAUCAUUUGAGAAUGACAAGUUAUCGUAUUUUAUAUGCAUUUAUGAGACUGACCGGAUAAAGAAAGGGAAUGAUGCUGGAUCGUUAACGAAAAAGAAUGACGCUGACCCGUUAAAGAAAAAGAAUGAAACUAAUCCACUAGAGAAGGAGACUGACACUGACCAGUUAAAGAAGGAGAAAGACACUGAUCCGUUAAAGAAAGAUUAUGAGACGGCUCCGUUAACAAAAGAGAAUGAGACUGGCCCGUUUAUGAAAGAGAAUGAGACUGACCCAUUAAUGAAAAAGAAUGAGAUCGAUCCUUUAAUGAAGAAGAAGAAGACGGACCCAUUAAUGAAAGAGGAAGAGACUGACCCAUUUAUCAAAAAGUAUGAGACUGACUCGUUAAUGAAAGAGAACGAGACUGACCCAUCACUGAAAGAGAAUGAGACUAACCCGUUAAUGAAAGAGAAUGGGACUGACCCGUCACUGAAAGAGAAUGAGACUAACCCGUUAAUGAAAGAGAAUGGGACUGACCCGUCAAAAACAGAGUAUGUCAUAUGCGGGUUUGUUGUUAUUCCAGAUGGAAUAGCAGUAGAUUAUAUGGCCUCUUCACACAUUUCUGUUACAGAAGGUACCGAAAAUAUUUCCAAUAAAAACGUGAUUAAAGAAAGUAAAGACGGGAACGAAGCUUUACUUACAAAGCUGGACAAAGAGAUAGAAAGUGAAAGGUCUGAGACCGGAAUAUAUAAUAUAAAUGAAAAUACUGUCAACGGACUAACAUAUCCCGAAAGUUCAAAGUCUUUAGAAAAUGUGAGUCUGAGAAAACAUAGGACAUACUACAAAUUUUCUAUGUACUAUCCCGAAAGGAAUGAGCCCAUGCAAAAACAUCUUCUCCGUGUAAAUACAGCUAAUCGUCGCUUACAUGUACAUGCCGUCAAAACACUGGAUUUGAAUGAAAACGUCGACUUUAAGCAGAAGUUCAUAGACGCUAUCUUCAAAAAUACACAAAAUAUCGAUGAAUAUGUCGAGCCAUUUUUGCUAACAGAACUAAACCCCGCAAAGCUUGAAGUAAGUAUCGAGGAGUCUGAAAACGAAGAUGGCCCAUUAGACUUAUUAACAAACAGGAUUGUAUUUACGUUUCCUCUCCGUUCAAUUGGUCCAUUACAGUGGUCAGAAAGUGAGCGCAUUAGACACGAUAAACGAGAAGAAAACUACGCUGAAGCAGAGAAAAGAUGUGAAAUUAUUAAAAGCUUUCUGAAGGAUAGGAACCAAACACGAUUUGAUAGAACCAGGGAGCAUCAAAUAUUCAAUGCAUUAACAAAGUCUGAUGCGUACGUUUUUGAUCUGAGUGAUGACAGCAGUGACAGUGACAGUCACUUGCGUUUGAAUGGUGAAAUGUUCGCCUUGCUGAAAGCCCCUGAAGGCAUUUUAGAGGCAAAGGCCUUUUCCAUUCUUAUGUCUGGUAAACAGUACAAAACAAUAAUUCUUGAAGAGCCUGACAGAGGAAUGCAUCCCCAAUUGAUUGAAAGAAUGGUGCACUUGAUUAAACAAUGUCAAAGCGAUAAACGUGUUAUUCUUACAACGCACAAUACGGCAUUCAUCUCGCCAUGGUCUUUAUCAGACUGUUUCGUUUUUAGGCGGACUAACAAAGAGUGUUGUAUAGUUCCUGGAAAGGCUAUUACUAAGGACACCAAAAAGCCUAAAAAAGACAGGAUCUUUAUGAAAAAGUUAAGACUUCUCACAUCUGAUCACUUAUCAGAUAUAUUAUUUGCAAAAAAAGUCCUGUUUUGUGAAGGAGAUUCAGAUUUUCUAUUCCUAACUGAACUAAAACAUCAAAUUCUGUCCGGGGAAGCCAAACAAAUACACAUUUUCAAAGGGGAUAUAUUUGACUACACGAAACUUGAAGACUCUCUUAUUGAACUCACAAUCAUAAAAAUGAAUAGCAAAGACAAUACUGGAAUGUGUCAAACAGUUAGUAAGAUAAUAAAACUAGAUGCAAUUUUUCUCCUCGACAAAGCGACUGGAGAAAGAAAAGAAAAACACAAAGACGAAAAGAACGUUUUCUUUUGGGAAGACGGUGAUAUAGAAGACAUGAUAAUUGAAAUGUGUAAGUGCAAUGACAAUUUAAUAACCGAACUUAGUGGUCAAAAUGUUACUGUAAAUCCUAAAAAAUUGCACAAGACGAAGAAUCCAAACGAAAAACUGUUUCUGCGAGAUGACGUUACAAUAGCAAACGUAAGAACAGCGGUUUAACUUAUUUUAGAAAAGUGCAAUCCUGAAAGUGAUCUGGUUUCUUUCAUCAAAUUCUUGUACUUGGGAAAAGCCUAACAUUGCACAUAAAUUCAUUUCAUAACAAGUAUGCUGUAAACUCGAAUCAAUCCUAGAGAGUAUGUGACAUGUUGUUAUGUUCUUAUAAUUAUACGUGAUGCAAAUAGCUCAUGCCUAAAGCAGGUGUACUGAGAGUCGUAUUUCUUAAUAAUGUUGCCGUGUUGAGCGGUUUAGAUGCCCGAUGUUGAAGAUACAUAAAACUUGGCUCAACAAGGAAAGAAACAUACAUGAAGGUGAUCAAUUAUUACAGCUCAAGUAAAUUACAGAAUAUAAAACUGUGAUAAGUAUUGUUGCAGACCCGAGCAGUAAAGACAGAGAAACAUGUCAUAUCUGAUUAGAAAUAUAAAGUUAAAAGCGAGUUCAUGUACGAUGAUGAGUUAUAGCAAGUGUCAUAAGUGUAUUGUAUUCCUGAAGAAAACGACUAAUUUCAAUAUGGAAAUUUACGUUUCAUAUACAGUACAGUAGUUUAUUUUCAGUCAUUGCAUUGUUAUAAUGAGAUUAAGAGCAUGUUGGAAGAAAACAGAUGAACAUUUUAAAUAAAUAUAUG
Messenger RNA from Mercenaria mercenaria, 3236 nucleotides. RefSeq lists its product as uncharacterized. The transcript has 2 exons. Bases 212 to 2614 code for a protein of 800 amino acids. Lineage: Eukaryota; Metazoa; Mollusca; Bivalvia; Venerida; Veneridae. Gene Ontology annotation, biological process: double-strand break repair. Gene Ontology annotation, molecular function: ATP binding; ATP hydrolysis activity. The record is from RefSeq and is a predicted model, not a curated record.